AAAUCAGCACUACAAUACAACUCGUUCGGUUCAACUAUUGUUAUUAUUGGGCUUUAAUCUCUAUGUGCAUGCCAUGUACAAUUUAUUGCUGUUCUGAAGCAGAUGAACUCGUCAAAAUUUGAGAAGUGGACAUCAGUUUUUAACUUGGACUUCAAAUCAUUUGGCUUUGCUGCAUUGCACUGCAUUCAAAUGUGCCGAAACUAGUUACCGGUCUACAUCCAUUAGGAAUAAAAUAUAGUCAAAAAGUCAGCUGAUUGCUUGUCGUGUACAUUACCAUCUUUGAUCUGGUGCACUGCACUGCACUGUAAAACUUGUCUUUUGUGGGAUCAUUCAAGUCAAGUCUGGUUUAAUACAAUCAGUAGAAUGAGCGGACUGUAGCCAACUGAAAAUUGGCCACCAUGAAUUACGUGGGUCGCUUGAUAUCGGGUGUGAAGACCUUCUACAGUGAGAUCAAUCCAGCGACGCUGACAGGUGCCAUCGAUGUCAUCGUGGUACAGCAGCCUGAUGGCUCCCUCGUCUGUUCUCCGUUCCACGUUCGCUUCGGCAAGAUGGGCGUCCUUAGGAGCAGGGAGAAGAUUGUUGAUAUUCAGAUCAAUGGGGAACCCGUCGAUCUGUACAUGAAGCUGGGAGAGAGCGGUGAAGCUUUCUUUGUGGAAGAAAUAGAGGAAGAGGAUAAUGUCCCAGACCACCUUGCUACAUCCCCUAUCCCCACCUCGGGGAACCUCUUUAAAGAAGGUAUGAAAGAGCUUCACAGCCAAAGGCUGGGACGCCACUCCCGCUCCGAGACAGAGAGCAGUCGGGAAUCAGAACCACCCAGCAAGACGAUGAGUUCAUCCAGUCUCCGGAGCAGCAGUUCUCAGGCCCUCGGUAAAGAAACGGGAGUGGACAUGCAGUCGGUGGGAGAAAAACUUCGCGAUAUCAGCAUGGAAGCCUCAGGGUCGGGCAAAGCGAAAGAAAAGAAGUUGACAAAGACAAAGAACUCGUUGAAGACACUACAGGAUGUGGAAGACGUGGAAGCAGGGUCGAGCCAAGAGGAGGAUGUGUCCUCCAAGCUUGAACAGAGACUCUCAGGGUCAAGCCCUCUCACCACAGAAAGCAUCACGAUCGAAAGCGAAUCUAAAGCCAACAACUCCAGAAGCAGGAUACGUGCCAAAAGACGGAGGAGGAGAAGCGGGAAGGGUGGCAAGGUCGAAAAGACGCUGCCACAGAACAGUAAUGUCAGAAGAGUGGCUUCCAUGUCAGAAUCCAGCACCUCGUCUUCUCAGCAUUCCGAUGAGGAGUUGGAAGGCAUCUUCCCCAUCGAUGAUGUGGAGGGUGAUGAGGGGAACGAAGAGGAAGACGAGCAUCAGGUAGAUCGUCCAGUCAGCCUGGUGGCCGAUGAAUUUGUGUCUCAGGAGUGGAACAAUCUCACAACGCCAACUCAAAGACCUUUCCAUGUCUUCUCUGAUGGAGACUACACACCAAUUGUCAGCCCCCAAGCAACCCGUCCAUCCACGCCAAAGAGUGACACUGAAGCUGAUCAUCUACGUCAGUCAAACCUCAGGCAAGCCAACAAGGCAGCUGGCAUUGACAAGUUUGAGUGGAACUGGGGAGAACUGCCAGAGCGAACGGUCUCGCAACCAACCAUAAGUAUUCAGAUAUCUGCUGCCGAAUCCAUCUCUAAGCAACCAUUGGACGGCAAAAGCAGAAGCGACUCCCAGCCCUCCACCUCCCCCUCCUCCUCGUCCACCUCUCAGGGCAAAGCCGGGGAGGAGAAGAAGUCCUCCAUCUGGAGUAAGAUCUUCAGCAGUAAGAAUGAGGGUCCACGAGAGGAAGGGAUGUACCUCCAGGACUUGGCCUCAGAGGAGGUGGACCCAGAGGUUUAUGCACUCUACUUCCCAGAGAGCUCUCAAGUCCCUGCAAACCGCAUCAAGGCUAUCCAGGAAGCCAAAGACGAGGACAAGUCGUCCGAUCUCGGCAACUCACUACCUCAGUCGCCCAACACCGUCAUGGUGAGCGACUCUGAAUCACACCACAGCACGACCGACUCGCAUCACAGUGCAUCAGAUCUCCAACAGAGUAUGGACUCAGGGCAGGGAUGCCUUGAUACACAUGAGAAUCUUCGAGAGAUGCAGCUUUCUUUGUGCGGGGGACUCAAGGAAGAUGAGGACACGAUAGAAAUAGAUCAUUUCAAGAAGCACCUGAUAACCUACGAGGAGUUCAUCAAGGACCCGAGCAUGUUAACCAACCCUAAGCUGGUGAUCAGAAUCAAUAACAAGUUCUUCAACUGGCAGAUGGCUGGACCGGUCAUCAUCUCACAGCUUGCCUUCCAGAAACCUCUACCAGAUGUUGCCAGCAACUUGAUGAAGGAGAAUCUACCUAAAGGAAGGAAGAGUUUGACCUCAUGGUUCUGGGGAAGCUCACCCAAGCCAUCGACACCAAAGAAGGAGCUCCCAGCAGGGUCAUAUCAGGAUGAUCUCUUGAUACAGCAAAUUGAUGAUGAAAGGAUGAUGCGGAGAAAGAACUCGAUGGAAUCUGGUCCAAACUCUGCAGAUGAGAUGGAGAUGACAGGAGGAGAGAAAUCACAAAGGAUGAGACGAGGGACGGAGAGGUAUAAGAAGGCAAUCAGACUCUCAUCUGAACAACUGGCUAAAUUGAACCUCCAGCCCGGACCGAAUGAGAUUCGCUAUUCAGUGACAACUCGCUACCAGGGUACAAGUGUGUGUGAAUGUACCAUAUACUACUGGAACUACAAUACCAAGAUCAUCAUCUCAGACAUCGACGGUACCAUCACCAAAUCGGAUGUCUUCGGUCAGAUCCUGCCGAUGGUGGGUAAGGACUGGACGCACAUCGGCGUGGCACAGCUCUACUCCAACAUCAAGCUCAAUGGCUACAACUUCCUCUACCUGUCGUCCAGGGCCAUCGGUCAAGCCAGACUGACCAAGGGCUACCUCAACAGUAUUCAGCAGGACAAGGCUUCCUUACCGGACGGCCCUCUGCUUCUCAACCCCAGCUCUCUCUUCCAAGCAUUCCAUAGUGAGGUGAUUAUCAGAAAGCCAGAGGAAUUCAAGAUCAAAUGUCUGAAGGAUAUUGAGUCUCUCUUCCCAGCCAACAACAAGCCAUUCUAUGCAGGCUAUGGCAACAGAAUCAAUGAUACAUGGGCGUACCGAGCUGUAGGUAUCCCGGUCUCGCGUAUCUUCACAAUCAACCCUCAGGGAAAGAUCACCCACGAAAUGACCAAGUCAUUCCAAUCAUCGUACCCCAGGAUGAAAGACUUGGCGGACCACGUGUUUCCUCCUCUCCACCGACAGACCAGAAUGGCCUUUGAUGCCCCCGCUGAGUACAGCGGCUUCACCUACUGGCGUAGCCCCCUGCCCAACCUAGCACCAGAUGAUGACCUUCUCUCACCACCCUGAAGCAACAGGCUGUCAUUUUGUACUUACAAAGAUGGCUACCAAGUUUGGCUAAACCUGGGACCGGUUUCACAAAGCAUUUUUUCAAUGACAAAUUACAAACAUUAGUGACAAAUCUGCUGAUAACCAAUCAGAAGCAAGGAUUUCAGUAGCUUAUAACAACAACAACAACUGUCAUUUGUCACUGAUGACAAGUUUUAUGAAACGCCCCCUGGUGUAGAAAGACUGCUCAGGGUACAAGGCACCAGCUGCCUCUGUGUUUGUAAUGGCUGUUGAGAGGUUACAGACAGCUAUCACUAAGAUAUGAUUAUAUACAUCUGGGACGGACAUUUAAUGUCGCAAUCAGGAAGAUUCAGAGUGGAAGUUUUGAACUACGGACCCUCGUAUUUGAUUAGCAAGUGAAGACAAAGAGUUGGCGACUAGACGUACACACAUCUCUCUAAAUUGUUAGUCUAUAUGAACAGAGGAAAAAAUGAUGGUCUAGGUAGACGGAUCGUCUUUAUAUACAGGUGGAUAAAUCUGGAGUACUACUGCGACAAGCAUCCAUGUGCAGCUCCAUAAAGGAUGGACUGUUUAAAGAGGGUUUCAAGCCAUCUAUAAAACACCAAGAUAAGUGUUAAAGCAUAGCGUCAAAGAUAUCUAUAUGUUCAUCUCUGUGAGACAAGUUGUUACAACUCAUGUUGAAUGCUUUCAGAAACAGAAAUGGUGAGACGUAUAACCGGAAUAAAGAAGACAUCGUAUGUUAACAUCCAGAACGGCAUUGAUUCUUUAAAAUGAUACAAGAUAAAGCUAGGCUCUGAACAUAUGAUAUGAAUACUGCUUGAGUUCUUUCAGAUGAUAAAAGGGAAGCCUUUGCGUGUACAGCUGUGAAAUAAUACGACUCCACACUGCUGCAUAUGUACCCUGCUGCAUCUGUCCGACAGACAUUGCCUACUGCAUGUCUUUGAAGGAGCCAUUCAUGUAUUCAAAAUCUGUGGAUGUUUCUUCAUCAACCGUGGAAUAACGGAUCGUCCCAUUGGUGUUUGCUGUAGGUCUCUUCAGUGCAAGUACAGAUGUUGCCAAAUGUUGUUAAUGUCUCAGGAAAACAUUUUUUUGUCUGUUGUCUGUCUGAAGAACGAUUGCAAUUUACACAUUUAUGCAGGAGGUGGAAUUUGCUUGUAAGCUGUUUUUAAUUGAUGUAAUUUUGCAAUCAAACAUGCAAUCGGAACUUGUUCCUAAUAGGCAAAACAUCUCAACUUGAUAUCCAAUGUGAACCCACAAACACAUUCACAGAGUGUUUGUAUGGCUUCCAUGACUAGAUUCUGAAGAGGCGAUUUGGGGUUUGGAUAUCAUAUUUUAUUCACUUCACUUACAGCAGUAUAUCAUUAAAGGCAGCUGUUCAAUACAGAGGGUUAUGUGUAUUUGUAAUAUUGGACUUGACAAAACAUUUGCGUUUCUCAUUGCAGUAUUUCAUUGGAAGCAACUGGCUUCCAGCAAGAUUUCUAUAUGUUAAUGGUAUUAUAAAUGAAUAUGCUGCCUAUAGAUUAAUUAUAUCUAUACAUGUAUGGACAUUUAUACAUAUGAAUUUUACAUGUGCUGCAUUUAUGUUGGCCAUCUAUUCAUCUCAAAAAAAUGCAGGCAAGUUUUGUCAGCUUCUUAGUACAAAUUCUAUGUUUUCUGCAUAUUUAUUGUACGCUACUUAACAUUUCAUCAGUUUACCUCAUCAAUUUCAACUACAACUGCCCAUCUAAAGCUCAAUAUAUGCAGAUGUACAACUACAUGUAUGUGCUGUGUGAUUUGACAGUAGAUUGUGUAGGUUGGGGGAAGGUAUCAUUAAUAUGGUAGCUUAGUAUAAAGAACUUCAAGGAAAAGAUACCGCUGCUGCUGCAAGUUCACGUCUUGACAUCCUUUCAUCUUCCAGUCAUCCAACUUCCCAUUUUAAAAAACUUGAGCGAAGUUGCUGCUUGAAAAUGCUGCAAAGCCAUGCAAGAGAUGUGCACAGUAACCAUAACCAAGCUGUCCAAGUCUCAUGACUAGCCCUGAUGAAAGCAAAAUGCUUAUAGCAUUGUGAGGGUAUAGUUUGAUAAUUUAAAAAAAAAACUUGAUGCAAGCUGUGAGAAGCACUUCUUCCAGGGAAGUACAGUUGAUCGAUAAUAGUUGGAAUAAUUACUCAAUUUUUGUUCUUCCUCAUUUGUUCUGGUCAGAAGAGUAGAUAAAGGAUUUGUCAAAUUACAGAAGUUUGAUGCUCAGUUUGAAUGAUGGAUUUUCAUUGUUCAUUUGUAAAUCAAGCAUGAUAAGGUGAGAGUUUUAUUUGUGUUGGAGGAAAGCAUGAAAGUUUAAGUAAAUCUUUUGCUUGAUUUUGUUGUUUUGUCGUAAAAUGUGUGUGGAACAUAACAGUCCAUAAUGUUGAGGUAGAUAUCAUGGAUUAUCUUUAUAAGAAAAGAAAGUACUAUUCGUCUUUUAGUUAAUACCGUUCCAUAUUUUACUAUCACUAUUUUGCGUGUGUCGGAGUUUCUAUCAAGAACUAGAAAAGCAUAUGAGAACGUGAUUUAUUUUGCUUGCUUGCUUUGAAUGACGGGCAUUUACAUUAGGAGGGAUUCAUUUAUCUUUUCCCUCACUUUGCAAAGAUUCCUUGUACAUUUAUCUAGCAUAGUACAUGGUUUAUAGUUUAUUUUGAUAGAUUAUGCUUGUGCUUUCUAUUAUGUUUCUGUAUUGGACAUCAUUACUUUCACAAAGUGUGUUUCUGCAUAUGUUUUUUGUAAGGAAUAUUCUUAUUAUGUGCAAAUUAUUUUUUGAGCUUCCACAAUAUCUUUUAUUAGAUUUUAUCAUGGAUAUUUGCCAUUCUAUAAUUUGCAAUAUCAUUUUUUUUAUUUCAGCAAAUAUAAAUAUAUAGAUUUUGAUUUUGGUGAGAGCUUGAACUGUAUUCACAAUUUUUCACUCUCCAUCAUACCUGACUAUAAUGUAGAGAGAGCAGAAAAAACAUAUUUCUAUCAGAUGUUUAUUGAACUGGUACCAAGUACAGCAAAGACAAGAUUUGAAUUUAAUACAUGGUAUGCUUUUCAAGUUACAGAAAUCACAUCACAUGCAAUUUUCAUGUUGAAAAUCAGUAUUCUUAAACAUGUUUUUUUCUUCAUUCUAUUUUUACUGUAAAGUAUCUGUAUAGUAUCAAUGUAUUAGUGACUUCUUUUCAGUUCUCACUGUAUAUAUAUAUUGAUAUUUGAUGUAUGAAAGUGAGAAAAGACGAGGGAAUGUUUUGUUCACGGGCAAAGAGAAUUAAGGUAUUGGCGAAUUGAUAUUUGAUGAUUUAAAAAGUAUUAUGUCAGAUUUCUGGCUAUAAUCUUGAUUCAUUGGAUGAAGGAGUGAUGUUAAGCGAAGGGCAUGGCUGCGUUCGAGAGAUAUCUUUAUUCACAUAGACUUCCAAUGUAGAAAAAAAGCGAGAGCAAUUUAAUUUACAGCAAUGAUAGUCAAACUCCACUUUCCCUAAUGCUUGUUUUCUGGGGAUGAACUCUUGAAAAGGCACAAAAUAAAAGUGACCAUUAUUCUUUAUGUACGUGUGGCUUGUCUAUUUAGCCUCAGAUAUGCUGCAAUGAUUUUGUUUUGAGGAAGGUUUGGAAUAACUUAUAAAGGCUAUAAAUUGCUCACAAGACAAGGUCGCUCUUCAAUAGAGAUAAGGCAAUGCUCUUUAUGACUUAUUUGCGGUCUUAUUGAUAUUAUAGACCUGAUGAUUGUGGCUUUCAAAUUGUAAGGUUAUAGAUUCAAAGCAUCUUUCUUGGCGGAUAAAGUUAUGACUGUCUUGUCGUUGGUUUUGUGAAACAGGCCCCAGGUGCUUGGUGGCCUUUGGGUAGUCCUCUUUGCUUUCAUGUAAAGAAAACUAUGAAUAUCACUGUCGUCCCUCCCUGAUUAUAUGUAUAUAUGUGCAAUUUGAUUGUAAAAUUAUGUUUGUGAUGUUGGAAAGUCCAAGAAAAAUAGUGUUUAUUUUGAUCUGCUGGUACUACAGCAUUGUCCAGUUGUGUAAUUUACUAUUUUAUACAAA
Strongylocentrotus purpuratus (purple sea urchin) is the source of this 7404-nucleotide messenger RNA. Its product is annotated as phosphatidate phosphatase LPIN3. Gene Ontology annotation, cellular component: nucleus. NCBI's taxonomy places the organism in Eukaryota, Metazoa, Echinodermata, Echinoidea, Camarodonta, Strongylocentrotidae. Bases 399 to 3395 code for a protein of 998 amino acids. Gene Ontology annotation, biological process: fatty acid catabolic process; triglyceride biosynthetic process; cellular response to insulin stimulus. The record is from RefSeq and is a predicted model, not a curated record. Gene Ontology annotation, molecular function: transcription coactivator activity; phosphatidate phosphatase activity. The transcript has 18 exons.